Tuber melanosporum (Perigord truffle) is the source of this 1077-nucleotide messenger RNA. RefSeq lists its product as uncharacterized. The transcript has 7 exons. NCBI's taxonomy places the organism in Eukaryota, Fungi, Ascomycota, Pezizomycetes, Pezizales, Tuberaceae. Gene Ontology annotation, biological process: isoprenoid biosynthetic process; isopentenyl diphosphate biosynthetic process. Gene Ontology annotation, cellular component: cytoplasm. Bases 1 to 900 code for a protein of 299 amino acids. Gene Ontology annotation, molecular function: isopentenyl-diphosphate delta-isomerase activity. The record is from RefSeq and is a predicted model, not a curated record.
AUGCAGUCAGGGUCCUCCCCCCGACGGCAAAGCUCUAUUCAUAUUGAUAUCCCUCCCACCAUUCCUCAGGUUCCGCUGCAUAGCAGUUCAGGUAAACUAAGGAUACCGUUGGAUCAAUGUCUACCGCGACUACCACCACCACGGUGGCUGCUCGGGGCCAAGCCCAGCCGAUUACUGCAGAGAAUAUUCUCCGUCUAUUCCCUGAGAUUGAUUCGGGGCUCUCGAGAACUCGAAGGCUACGAUGAGGAGCAAGUUCGUUUGAUGGAGGAGGUUUGCAUUGUGUUGGAUGAAGAUGACAAACCAAUUGGAAGUGCAUCCAAGAAAGUUUGCCACUUGAUGAAAAACAUUGAUCUUGGACUCCUCCAUCGUGCUUUCUCCGUCUUUCUGUUCAACCCAGAGGAUGGCCGUCUCCUUCUGCAGCAGCGUGCAGAUGAGAAGAUCACCUUCCCUGCCAGGUGGACCAACACCUGCUGUUCUCACCCUUUGGGCAUUCCCGGCGAGACCGGAGCCGAUCUUGCAGCAGCUAUCCAGGGUGUCCGUCGUGCUGCCCAGCGUAAACUCGGCCAAGAGCUCGGAAUUCCUUCAAGCCAGGUCCCAUUGGACAACUUCAAGUUCCUAACUCGUAUUCAUUACAAGGCUCCGAGUGAUGGUUUGUGGGGAGAACACGAAAUUGACUACAUCCUCUUCAUAAAAGCAAAGGUCGAGCUAAAUAUUAACCCCAAUGAGGUCCAAGCAUACGAAUACGUCAGCGCAGACGAGCUGCGGGAGAUGUUCAAGGACGAAAAGCUCUCCUUUACUCCAUGGUUCAAGCUCAUUUGCAACACGAUGCUCUUUGAGUGGUGGUCGAACUUGGACAAUUUGGAUGCCUUCACGAACGAGACUCAGAUUAGAAGAAUGUAAAUCGCAUCAUCUGAGCGCGCAUCUAUGUCGCUUACCAAAUACCCCUAUUUGCCAUGAUCGCGUACCCCCAGCCGCUACCUUCUUUAGCUACUCUUGCUAUCGCUCUUCUAUAUUCUGUAUUAUAUAUAAUGGUGGGCAGUAGUGAACCAUAAAUUUGACAUUUCUAAUUCUUUUUCA